AUGCCGCGUGUUUCGAAUUCAAAUGAUUAUCUUUUUGGAUCUCUUUGGUGUACACCAGAUAAUAAUCGUUAUUAUCGAACAUUACCAUCAUCUUAUAAUGAACAACCAUCAAUAUUAUCACCAAAUGAAAUUGAUAAAAUUCUUUCGCGCAAAUUAUAUAAUGAAUUAAAAAUAACACCAGAAUUACAAAAAGAAUCAAACUUCAAGGAAAAAAGUGAACCAUUUAUUGAUCCUGAAUUAAUUAUGUUGAUUGAUCAUUUUUUUAAUUUAACAUAUUUAAAUACUAUUCCAAUGGUUAAUCUAUUAGCUACAGCUGUAGCAACUAAUUUUCUUAAAGAAAAUAUUCGAGAAUUAGACAAAAAACUUCAAGAAGAACAAGCAAUACAUGUAUCUGUUGAUAUUAAAAGAGGAAAUUCAUUACUUUAUGAACAUAGAAAUAAUAGUAAUGACGAUGAUGAUGAUGAUAAACUUUCAUGGGCAUCAGCACCAACUUAA
Molecule: messenger RNA, 495 nt
Organism: Adineta steineri
Lineage: Eukaryota; Metazoa; Rotifera; Eurotatoria; Adinetida; Adinetidae
Source: the annotation of a GenBank genome assembly